Molecule: messenger RNA, 6428 nt
Organism: Eriocheir sinensis (Chinese mitten crab)
Lineage: Eukaryota; Metazoa; Arthropoda; Malacostraca; Decapoda; Varunidae
Gene: Argl
Product: argininosuccinate lyase-like
Exons: 11
Coding region: 151-1566 (471 amino acids)
Cellular component (GO): cytosol
Molecular function (GO): argininosuccinate lyase activity
Source: RefSeq, a predicted model, not a curated record
AACAUUUCUAUGGUCUAGGGAAUUCUUGAUAAAGAUUGUGGGAGCCCUGCUCACUUGGCACCACCGACCGGACAGCUAGGAAGGAUCGAGGCACCCACACAUCGAUCUAACUUACAUUGCUGAAGUUUCAGUAAUCGAUCAUCAUCAGUCAUGGAUGCUGGCAGCAAGGCAGAGUCUGAAGCCACGAAGUUGUGGGGUGGCAGGUUUGAAGGAACUGUGGAUCCUGUGAUGGAAAAGUUCAAUGCAUCUAUGUCAUAUGAUAAAGCAAUGUGGAAACAUGACCUUGAGGGAAGCAUUGCAUAUGCAAAGGCACUAGAGAAAGCACAGCUGCUGACUGAAGAAGAGCGUAUUACCAUUGUUAAUGGCCUGGAGACAGUGAAGCAGGAGUGGAUGACAGAUGCUUUUACCAUUCAACCAGGAGAUGAGGAUAUCCACACUGCAAAUGAACGGAGACUUAAGGAAUUGGUUGGAGAUGUUGGAGGAAAGGUCCACACUGGUCGGAGCCGCAAUGAUCAGGUAGCAGUAGAUAUGAAGAUGUGGUUGAGGGAACAUCUGCAACUGCUGGCACCUCACCUCACCCACCUUAUCCAGGUUUUGGUUACUCGUGCUGAGAGAGAGAAGGCCAUCCUUAUGCCAGGCUACACCCACCUUCAGCGGGCUCAGCCAAUUCGUUGGGCUCACUGGCUCCUCAGCCAUGCAUGGCCCCUUGUGAUGGAUCUGGAGCGGUUGCGUGGCUUAUAUACGAGGGUGAACGUGUGCCCCCUGGGUUCUGGUGCCUUGGCUGGAAACCCCUUCCAUAUAGACAGGGAGAGUCUAGCACAGGACCUUGGCUUUCAGGCAAUCACUAAAAACAGCCUCCAUGCAGUUGGAGAUCGAGACUUUGUUGUUGAAUACAUGUUUUGGGCCAGCCUAGUGAGCUCCCAUCUGAGUCGUUUGGCAGAGGACCUCAUCCUUUACUCCAGCAGGGAGUUUGGGUUUGUCCAGCUUUCUGAUGCCUAUGCCACAGGCAGUUCUCUUAUGCCUCAAAAGAAGAAUCCAGACAGCUUUGAGCUGAUAAGAGGAAAAGCUGGAACCAUGGCUGGAAAUCUCUGUGGCUUUCUUAUGGUCAUGAAAGGCCUGCCCUCUACCUACAACAAAGAUCUACAAGAGGACAAGGUCAAAAUGUUUGAAACAGCCUCAACACUCCUUGGUAUCCUGCAGGUUGCUGCUGGAGCUGUGGGAACACUCAAGGUGAACAGUGAAGCAUGUCACACAGCCUUGUCUGAAGAAAUGCUCUCUACUGAUAUUGCAUAUUACUUAGUGAAGAAAGGGAUGGCAUUCCGCACAGCACAUGGGAAAUCUGGUGAAGUUGUGAAGUUGACAGAGGAGCUUGGCUGCCCCUUUUCAAAGCUGACCCUUGAGCAACUUACAAAAAUCAGCCCACUCUUCUCAGAGGAUGUAGCAUCCCUUUGGAACUUUGAACACAGUGUGGAACAAUACUCAGCAAUUGGUGGGACUGCACUUUCUAGUGUGGAAUUGCAGACUUCCCAAGCUCAAGAAUUUUUGAACAGUUUUUCCCUGGUUUAAGGAAAAUAGUAGACACUAAUGUCCAGGGUAGGUACUUUUGAUGUCCCCGUUUAGUUAUCUGUAGGGAUACAUCUGUCUCUCUUGAUUUCAUUUUUGUUAGUUGAGCAUGUAACCUUUCUUGGUAAAUAUCAGGCAUUACAAAAUUAACAUUUAUGCCACCAUAUUUCAUCUCGUUUGUGGUAGAAGCAUACUUGUGCAAUGUAUCUGAUUGUAUCUUUACUUGCUUUUUCAUUAUCGAUAAUGAUGAUGUCUACUGUCUGCCUGAUAGUUAUCCUUGUAAGUACUAGCUAAUCUCUUUUUUUCUUUGCUAUAGUGGCUCCAAAAUGUCGAGUGUUUGGGCAUUGGCUCCUUUGGGUUUUCUGUCCGCUGCUCUGCCACAUUAAUCCCAACACAUAUUUCUUUCUCUCAUAUGUCAGCAAUUAACUAUUUAUAAAUGAAUUUUAGACACUUGGGGAGGCGGUGGCUGAGUGGUCAGUGUGCAGGCGUGGUGAGCCCAUGGAUCCAGGUUUGAGCCCCACCAAAAUGCGCUGAUUUUUCAAUCCAUCGCUGAGUGGCGGACGAUCACCCACAUGCUGCCCAAAUCUUUAUUUUUUUUUCUUUUUUUAGGACAAGAACUAUUUUUGAAUAAAUACCACAGCACAAUAAUGUUGCUUUCUGACAUUGUCAGACACCUAAGGUCAUUUUCCCCAAGACUGCCAGCCCACCACUCAUGAUGAGAGCUACCCCUGCCAUUCACCUCCGUGUGCUACAAUCGAGGUUUUUUUUUCUUUUUUUUUUUUACAUUCAGCCUCUAGUGCUGGUAAGCUUUCUUGAUGGGGCCUGCUGGUUAUCCCCAGCCUGUUAUGGCACAGGCAAGUGUUUUGUAGGGGCAGCAUCUUGCUUGGUUCAUGCUGCCCCCCUGAGCUCAUGUUCGAUCAUCUUUAGAGGUUAUCAAGAGUCUAGGUUGAUACAUGGUCAUCAGGACAGCACGUGGGUAGUCUUAGUCCACUCGGCAGUGACUGAAAAUUGUCAGCUUGUAGCAGCGAGUGGGACCCGAACCUGGAUUCUCCAGGACAAACCACCUGCAUACUGACCACUCAGCCACUGCCUCCCUAUGUUAUUUCUAAACAAACAGAAAAACCUAAUAGGGGACCUAUAAUUACAUCCUCAAGAGCAGUUGCCUGAACAGCCAAAGCCACCAACGUUAGUGAAAUGACAGAUGACAGAAACAAGAGAUCAAAUCAGGUAGGUUUGGCAGUGUGGUGGACAGAGGAAUACCCAUGGGAUCCAGCACCCAAGCGAUCUCAACAUUUUAGAACCCCUUUAGUAUUCAGUAUCUAAUACUCAGUAGCUUGCAUCUGUACUGAGCCAUAUUUGGUGGUGAAGAAUAUGUUGGGAUUGUUGAAGAUUAUAUAUAUUUAGUCAUCCUAAAGCUUUACAAUAUUUCACUAUAUAACAUUAGCUUUAAGGAUUUACUUAUUGUUUUUAGCUCUUUUAGGAUACUAUCUUGACAUAGUUCAGUCUAUUCAUGCAUGUGUUGAGGAUAUGAGGUCACCAAAUGUUUCACGUACCUUGGUAGCAGAUAGUGCAUAAUAAUAGUGGGUCUUGCCAUGAAGUUACGCAGUGGAUUGGUCUGCCCUUCAUUUUAAGGACUCCAUAUGAGUAUUUGGCAUUGUCAAUGUCUAUGCAGACAGAAAAAGAUUUGAAUCUUUGUCACUUGUGCUCCCUGUCUUACUGUGAGACACAACACUGAAUAGUGACUUGGAGAGGCGUGUCGAUGCCUUUGGUACCAAGUACCUUCGCAAGAUCAUGAAGUAUCACUGGAAGCCACCGACUACUUCAUGAAAAUGAAGAGGGGGAUACUAGCUUAGUAAGUGAAAUAAACUCUGGCUAUAUGGACAUGUGGCAUGGUUCAUGAAUGCCAAUCAUGCUUAUAGGACUGUUUCUGCUCAAGAUAACACUGAUUGGAGGAGACCAAGGAGAUGCCCACAUAACUCAGGCUGGGAGAAGUUGAUCAAUCCUGCCAAGAGUGACUUAGAAUGGGAAGGGUAACUGCAUGGGGUUUUGCUCAGGGGGAACCAUCAGGGUUGGAAGUUAGUGAAGUACGCCCCCUGGCAUAUGCUCCCCAUUGGUUAGUUGAAAAUUACAGACACAUUGCAGUUCAAUGAGACAGACUUUAAAACCUGCUACCAAUGGGUAAAAUACAUUUUUCCCAACCAGCAGGCACCAGACAAUAACUUGUAUUCCAGAAUCCCGAAAUUGAAAAAUUAAACAAGUUCACUAGGAAAAGUAACUCGUUGACAGUUCAUGUGUGGCACAGUCUGUAUAGCCAAUACUAUCUAUUGACUCGAUUUUAGGAUCAACCCCUUUCAAAUUGUUCCAUCAAGAUGUAAUUUCAAAUUAAUUUUUAAACUGUAAUCAGAAGAAUAAAUGGGGACUGUAAAUUAGGUCAGAUACAUCAGAAAAAAAAGCUCAAUCAAGACAGUUGCCUACUUGUUAAGUUGUCUGUAUCCUCCGCUAUUCAAUCAGCUCUUUACCUCAUUCACUUGUUACCACAUCGCUAUUUCCAUCAAACAUCAGAGAAAUUUAUGCCUAAUUUCAAUGAUCAGAUGUUUUUAAAUGGGUUCUGAGCUUUGAACAGAUUACAUACUGAUGUUUGUUUACAGUUUACUGUAACUCCUUUACCAUGAUUAAUUUACCACAAUUAAUUGCCACCAAAAAUUCACAUUUCGACCAUCCCUUAUGGUCUGAAAAAUCAAGGUAUUACUGGAUGCAAGCAAAUAAGGUUCAAAACUCAUAAGCAGUGUAUGUUAAAUCAGACAAGAAAGCUCGACAAAAAUUUAAUAUAAAAACGGUGAAUGAGUGAAAGACUCGGCAGCCUGGCAAUGACUGCAAGUGCAACAGACAAUACCAAGUAAAUACUGGAGACUCAUGGAUAAGGAUGAAAUGGUACAAGGUAUAAAGCAGGUGCUGGCCCUCUGCAGUCUCCAUUAUGCCCCUUCGUUUCCAUUGAUUUAAACAGAAUGAUGGUGACAGCACCACCCCUGGCUGUGAUUUGACAAAUGAAAAGAAUGAACUUUGAACAUUUAUUAGAAAACUCCAAACAGAAAGAAUUAGGAGCCACAUUCAUAAAUAGGGAUAAUAGUGAAAACUAAACAACUUGUUUCUUAUGGUAAAAGAUUGAGGAGCCUUAAUAGAAAUAAUUGGUCCUAUCUGUAACAUUGCAAAAAUGUUUGAAACAUGGUGAUUUAGUUACUGUAAUAUCAAUUUCUUAGAGAACAGGUUUCUUUUGUAAAGACAGUUAUAGAAAAUGCUGUCACAAUGGAAAUGAUGAAAAACAUAUACACACAGACAUGCUUUUAUUGAACUUAGACAGUGAUGGAUCAAUUCCUGCACACUGUAAUACAGGUCUAUGCAUGGGCCUAAUAAAAGAUAUCAUCACUGAUCCCCCUCCCCAAAAAUGUAAUUAGCUAAUCUCUGGCUAGCAUACUUAUGAUGUCUAUGAAUCUCAAAGUAGUGUCAUUAAGAAUGGGUAAAACAUUUUUCAUGUUUAAUUACAUAUAUUUACCAUAAAAACUGCUCAUUAAGCCUCUCACACACCGAAACUUUAAUAAGUUUGUUUCCACUGCGGCACACCUGGGGCCCCAGAGGGGGAGCAGUAGGAUGGCCUGAUAGCACAUGGCAAAAUAUUUUCUUUAUUAGUUUCUCCCACAAAUUUUAUUUUUCCCUGCCAUUCUUAUACACUAUUGGCUUUGUAAUAUAUAUUCUGCACUAAUAAAAAAAUAAAAAAAUGGAAAUAUACAGUGAACAUUACGGACUGCAUAAUCAAUGUAUAAAGAAAAAUGAAUACUUAUGGUCACCACCUCAUAGCUCGAAAGUUUGUGAGCAAACUUUUUGUUACAUAUACCAACAACAGCGGAUGUUUAUGAGCUUUCCAACUCUACCAUCAGAAUUUUCAUACAACCAAGUUAUUGAAAAAAUGGAGGAAAACUGAAAUGCAUACUGGAAAAUGUAUUAUCAGUAUAUAUUUAUUCCUAUUAUCACUUCAAAUCCACCCAAGCAAGGGUUGACAAUUUGUUUAUUAGGUAGGUCUAGCUUGGAUCUUUCACAUACCAUAUUUUGACAUGAUUCUGACAAAAACUUUAUUUUUGAAGAAUUAAAAAAAAAAAAUAAAUAAAUAAAUAAAAAUAAGCAAUUCACUGUCGAGUUGUAGACGUUUGCGUUUCAAAGCGAUUCGUCUCAGUAUGUGGGAAGGUUAAAUGGAUGAAUAAACCCCACACAAAUACCUAGUUUGUUACAGCACAGUGCAUUCAAGUAAUCUUGAGAACCACUAGUGAGCAACUCUUGCCUGUCCUAUUAUGAGGGAUAUUUUGUGUGGUCUGUUUUUGCUUACUUGGCUUAUUCUGUCCCUCAGAACUCUACUUAACGUUAGUUGCUGUGAGAUAAGGCCAAAUACCCGGUGUGUAGGGCUUUGGUUCCUUGAUAAUAAUAAAAAAUAGUUGACUGCUGAAUUAUAAUGCUAGACCCCUUACUCACAUAUGUUAGUCGCUUGGCAAUUGCCUGCAAAAUACGGAAAGAAUGAAGCCAUUUGCUGACAGUGCAGAGGUGUUCCCAAAUAUUCAAUAUUUUGGCCUCAAGCAAAGCUUGAUUAUGUCAUAACAAUAAAAACUAUCAAUAAAAAUAAACUCCAUUUAUAACCUGUUUCUAAUUUAAAGGAGGUUCUCAUUUUUUACAAAAUGUGGCAGCCAAAAGAUAAAUGUAAAUUUCUUUCACAUUCAUACAUUCAUGUACACAUAAUACAGCCAUAAAGAAAUAACAAACUAGCAUGUGGCCAUGUGCACACACACACACACACACACACACACACAUACACACACACACAC